Striga hermonthica is the source of this 1218-nucleotide messenger RNA. The record is from the annotation of a GenBank genome assembly. Lineage: Eukaryota; Viridiplantae; Streptophyta; Magnoliopsida; Lamiales; Orobanchaceae.
AUGGCUUCAGAACCUACGAACGAUGACACAGAAUUUGUCACAUCGGCAGAUACUGAGACUAAGAAGACAAAGAAGAAAAAAAGCAUUCUAUCAAGGAUAUGGGAUGCACUAUUUAGAGUACAUAGGGAUGAUUUCCAGAAGAGAUUGGAACAUAUAUCUAAGGAAGAGGCAUCUGUUCUUGCCAGAAUCACUAAGCGUUCUCAUCGUUGCCGGAGGAUGACAAGGCACUUUAUUCUAAUUUCUGUUCUUAUUGAGGUUGUAGCAGUGGGUUAUGCUGUUAUGACCACGAGAUCUUUAAACUUGAACUGGCAAAUGAGAGCUUUGCGAGUCUUACCUAUGUUUUUGCUACCAGCAUUGUCUUUCAUUACUUAUUCAACACUAAGAAGCUUCUCAAGGAUGCGUGACAGGAAGGACCACAAGAUUUUGGAAAAGCUUCGGGCAGAGAGGCAAGCCAAAAUUGACGAAUUGAAAGAGAAGACAAAUUACUACAUCACUCAACAGUUAAUACAGAGGUACGACCCGGAUCCAGCAGCCAAAGCAGCUGCAGCCACGGUGUUGGCAUCAAAGUUGGGUGCAGAUUCUGGUCUCAAGGUAUAUGUGGAGGACGAUGCCAACCCCAGUGCCCUUACUGGAAAGAGCAAUGAUGUUGAACUGGCAUCCAACACUGCUGGUUUGAGACAUAGAAAACAGCCGCACAAGAAAACUAGUAGCAUAGAAAGCGGGCCUGUGAGUCACCCUGAAGGAGGAAAGAUUGAUCCUGCUGGGUUUGAGGUGGCCGACUUGUCUGCACAGCAUCAGUUUGUUGUCGAGCAUCACCCUCAAGCAGGUUUGACCUCGAACGACGGAGGAUGGAUUGCCCGACUUGCUGCCUUGCUUGUGGGGGAGGACCCAACCCAGUCGUAUGCGCUUAUCUGUGGAAAUUGCCACAUGCACAAUGGGCUUGCAAGGAAAGAAGACUUUCCAUACGUCACUUACUACUGCCCGCAUUGCAAUGCCUUGAAUAGAUCAAAGCAAUCUGAUGAUCGUGUUUCUGUUUCUGAUUGCCCUACUCCGAUGUCUUUGGAUAUGAAUAUGGAUAAUGCAGUUGUUGGCAGACCUUGUGGCUCGACUGUGGACAAGGUUUCUCCAAGUGCUAGUCCUGUCGCUGAUUAUACCGUGGACAAGGUUUCUUCAAGUGCUAGUCCUGUAGCUGAUGCUACCGUGACUUCUGAAAGCUGA